Molecule: messenger RNA, 2967 nt
Organism: Sporothrix schenckii 1099-18
Lineage: Eukaryota; Fungi; Ascomycota; Sordariomycetes; Ophiostomatales; Ophiostomataceae
Exons: 2
Coding region: 1-2967 (988 amino acids)
Source: RefSeq, a predicted model, not a curated record
AUGGCUUCGAGCCAGAACGAGAAUAAAGGCAAGCGCGCAGUGGCCGGCAGCCCUGGUUCCGGCAUUCUGGCAUUGGCGCAGAUGACACUGAAUUUAGUCACCCGUCCCGUCACGCAGUUAUGGAACGACGUUUGCGAAGACUGCAGUGGCUUAGAGUUGCGCAAGAUCAUGUCUAUCAAUAUGCAUCUGUUCCAGACGUACCAAUAUGGACUCCUGGUCGCAGACGUCGGUGAUCGCUUCAAGACGAUGCCAGCGAAUGGAUGUCCGCUCUGCCAAAUGCUCUUUGCUCACCGCCUCAAAGCGCGGGGUGAGGGAGAGGCGAGCGAUGGGCACGAGAUCCGCGCCUUUUCGUAUGUGCAGUGGUAUGAAGGGGUUAACACACACGACUUUGUAAUGCCCGACCCGGGUAUCUCGCUAUGUGUUGUUCCGCGAUCCUUUGGAUUUGACCAGCCUCCAGAGAGGAUGAUGUCCCACUUUCGGGAACACGGACACGUUUUUUGCUAUGACUCCUUGUCGUUCGGAUUCAACCUCUUGUCUCCGCGCGUUAGGAAAGACAGAUUUGAUGCAUCGUUUGUCCAGCCGCUGUUAGACUUCUGCCGUGCAAACCACAAGCAGUGCGCGCCACCUACUAUCCCCGUGGUUGGGCUGCGUCUGCUGGAUUGCGCGACGCGCAGCCUUGUUUCGGCGACGCCGGCCAUGGCGUACGUCGCGCUGAGCUACGUGUGGGGUAGUGGCGGCGCCGGUGCUGACCUCCCGCCCGUGGCCGCCGAUGCCAUGCAGGUGGCGGCGGCGCUCGGGUUCCGCUACCUCUGGGUGGACCAGUGCUGCAUCGACCAGGAGGACUCGGAGGCGAAGCAAGUCCAGAUCGCGCAGAUGGACGCCGUGUACCGCAACGCGGCGCUAACGAUCGUGGCAGCCGCGGGCGCGUCGCAGAGCCACGGGCUACCAGGCAUCGGCACCCGGUUGCGGACGGUCCAGCGGACGGCGCGCAUGGGACGCUACCGCGUGGUGGAGUCGCUAGCCGACCCGUACCACACGAUGCGGCGGUCGCGCUGGUUCACGCGGGCGUGGACGUUCCAGGAGGGGCUGCUGUCGCGCCGCUGCCUCGUGUUUACGGACGAUCAGGUAUACUACGAGUGCGCGGGGAUGAACACGGCCGAGGCAGUCGCGUGCAACGUGGCCAACUUCCACGAGUUUGACCGCUCGCGCUUCUUCCCGUCCAUGCGCGGGUCCCUGCUCUGCACGGACCUGCAGUACGUGUCGCCGCAUGCGUCGUUUGGCCAAGUGCGCGGCCUGCUCGAGCUUUUCACCGCGCGUAAGCUCAGCGUCGAAAACGACUCGCUCAAUGCAUUCCUGGGUGUGCUGCACCACUUCCGCCGCCAAGAUUGCCCCGUUCGCCACCUCUGGGGCGUCCCCUUUGUCGUGCACCCGGGCAUGGUCAAGUAUUACUACGAGGACGUCGACGCCUACCUCCUCGACGGCAUGUGCUGGCGGCAUGUGCACAGCUGCUGGGACGACGACGCAGACGACGCAGAGCGCCGGCCCCGGCGGCGCCCGCAGUUCCCCUCGUGGUCCUGGUCCGGCUGGGCCGGCGCCAUCACGCACGACCGCGCCCCGCACCCGCACCAGCUGUCGCCCUUUGGCAGCGUUCUGUCCUUUCUCAAGCUGGAGAGCAAGAACGGCUCCUUGGCGGCGUUUAAGGACGUCUUUGUGAGCCCGCAGGGAGACAUUGAGCCCUGGUGCUAUCCGGCGGCGCUUCUGUUCAACGCCGCGGUGGUGCACCCGGACAAUAUUGAGCAUCGGCCCAGCACCGAGGAGUGCGACGGCAGCGAUCCGAGCAAGCAGUGGAGGGUCGCCGGAAUGUCCGCGACCGUGUCUCUGAGCUGUGGCCCAUCGUCGCCAUCUGGCCUUCUCUCGGCGUUGCGUGACGAAGAGUACCUUGCAGUCAUUCUCGGGGUGGACAAUCGCAUCGGGCUGGAGCCUGGGGUCAGUUUUUUUGUCUUGCUUGCAGAAGCAGGACCGGGCGACCUGGUCCACCGCUGUGGACUACUCACCGUCCAGGCGCCACAUCUGAGAGAAUUUCUAGCGUUUUACGACUCUUGCGACAGGCGGAGUUUCCGCCUAGUGCCGCCCCUGCUCCUCGUAGCUCCUGGCCAAAUUGCGCAUCGCCCUGACCGCCUCGAGGCUGUCUUCGCCGUGAGCGCUCUGGCAUGCGUGAAACGAACGAGCAAACAGGUCGCCUGCUUCGACGAGCUUCCCUUGCUUCUGAUAAACGCAGGCCAGGCUCUUGGCGGUGGUUGCAAUCUGCCUGGUCGCUGGGCCGUGGGCGCUCUCGAACCCUGCAAGCGCGCACUGAAGAAGGCGCUCUGCCUCGUCGAGCCGCUGCUGCUCCAGAUAGAAGCUACCGAGGUGCUCGGCGGCCUCAAGAGAGGCCCAGCCGCACGGACCGAGGACCGUCUCGUACCCCUGCAGAGCCCUUUGCAGCAGUGGCUCAGCCUGUGCCAAUUUGCCCUGCUCUAUGUAGAUCAAUGCCAGCCGGACGUACGCGGGAAGGACCUGCGUAUUGUUCGCUCUGUGCUUCUUUUCGAGCCCCGCCAGCGCACGCUCUGCCAGCGCUUCCGCUUCAGCGAGCUUCUCCUCCUUCUGCUGCUGCUGACAGACGCUGGCCAGGCGGAGGGCGUCGCGCAGGGUCGACGCGUGGUCGCCCCCCACGUGGACCCGGUGGCCCCGCAUCGCGCGACGAAGCAGUUCUUCGGCGUCACCCAGCUUUCCCGGCUGCAGGGCAUGCAGCGCGCCGAGGCUGCUGGCCACGUCCAGCGUCAGCGCGCCUUCGGGCCCCAGCGUCUCAUCACUCAGCUGCAGCGCCCGCGCGUACUGCACCUCGGCGUCCGCCAGCGCGCCGAGCGCCAUGCGCGCGUCGCCCAGGCGGUGCACCGCCGCUAUGGCCGUCUCGUGCCUCGUGCCUAG